Molecule: messenger RNA, 1423 nt
Organism: Perkinsus marinus ATCC 50983
Lineage: Eukaryota; Perkinsozoa; Perkinsida; Perkinsidae
Product: Thermophilic serine proteinase precursor, putative
Exons: 1
Coding region: 23-1423 (466 amino acids)
Biological process (GO): proteolysis
Molecular function (GO): serine-type endopeptidase activity
Source: RefSeq, a predicted model, not a curated record
AGGAGUCCCAUUCGAUAGAUCAAUGUUCCAACGCUCCGCAUUCUUAUCGACGUUGCUCACAUAUGUCAUAACCUGUGGUGAAGGUGCUUCCGACCGCACACUGCUUAAGAUAUCUUAUCGUGGAGCCCCACUCGACAUUCGUCUCGUGCCAACUAUGAUAUCACAGGCUGCUGCAGUCUCUGGUGAAGGAGCAAGCUUCCUCAGCCAAGACGACCAUGAGUGCGAGAGAUGCUUUGGGCUGGAUGGCAUGAUCUACGACUUGAGAGCUGUAGGUGUCCAAAUUGUAGAGUCUACAUGCUCGGUUGGUUACGAGCAAAUUCUGAACUAUUUGAGGAAGGCUCGAGCCAUCCUAGGCAUCCAAUUUUACUGCGAGCCCGACUCUGUGGUCACCAUUAGCCCGAUCAACGGGCCGAUUAAGGCAUCAGAAACUUGUACUGGCGGCAAUCCCGUUCUUGGCACCAACGACCCCGGUUCUUCUUGCCAGCGUAACCUCGAGGUCAUCAACAUCGGACAAGCCUGGCGUUAUGCUCGCGAAGCUAAGCGCGAACUAAAGGAUAUCGUGCUGGCCAUCAGCGACACUGGAGUUGAUAUGACCCAUCCGGAUCUGGUUGGUCAGUUCUGGAAGAGCCCGAAAGAUGGCUCCAUCGGGUAUAACUUCAUCACGAACAGUAUCGAUGUUACUGAUGACAAUGGGCAUGGUACUCACUGUGCUGGCAAUGCGGCCGCCCACACUAAUAACAGCAUUGGCAUUGCGGGAUUGGCGAAUAUCAACGGCUCGGCACCAAAGGUGAAGCUAAUGAUCUUGAAGUUCCUCGAUGCCGGGGGAGGGGGAUCGUAUAGUGGCGCAGUGAGGGCCCUCAACUUCGCGGUUGAGAAUGGGGCUACAGUAUCCUCCCAUUCUUAUGGUGGUGGCUCAAGUGAUAUCGUGAGAAUUGCAUUCGAGAAUGCCGCCGCUGCUGGACAUAUCACUGUUGCUGCCGCCGGAAAUGAGGGGGCGAGUCUCGAAGCCUUCCCAACCUAUCCUUGUUGCCUCGCGAAGAAUAUCCCAUCCAUGAUCUGUGUUGCUGCCAGUACUUCCAACCCAUCCGAGAGCAUCACCUUAGCUGGCUUCUCGAACGCUGGCUCGGUUACAAAGGUUGCCGCUCCUGGUGUAAACAUCUACUCGACGAUUCCUGUUAACACUUAUGGUUAUAAGAGUGGCACAUCGAUGUCGACCCCUACAGUUGCCGGUGUCGCCGCCUUACUCGCUACACUUGGUCUAGUGGGUGAGGACAUCACCAAUGCUAUUGUUGCAUCUAGGAAAAUUGGUGUACCCAAUCAGUUCAAUCUACGCGACAUCGGGGAACUAGACGCACUCAAUGCAACCCAUAUUGCCAUCGAUUCCAUCCGUCGGAUGGCAUCCGAGGCUACUGAAGCCCCUUGA